UGUUGGUGUUUUUUUUUUGUGUUUUCAUGAUUUUUUCAUGUCUUUUUUGGUUUUUGGCCAAGUCCAAGUUUAACAGCGCUCGACGCGCCAGAAUCAAGUUCAGUUGCGCCGCAAACGCGUCGCGGAAAUGUUUCGCUGCUUCAGCUGCUGCUGCCACCGUCCGAAAGACAUCGAAGUCGAAGCCGAAAUUUAAUUUCAAUUUUAAUUUACAACUUAAAGCCAUAUUUAAGCAACGCGCCGCCGUCCUCUUUGAAUUCCGCAUCCUUGGCAACCGUUACCGCACCAGAACACAUAGCAAAACCCGAUACAACGAAACGGGAAUCCAACCCGUUUGAUAGUUUACUCCUUCCUUCCUAAAGUUCUCAGUUGGCGCCAUGAGGGAACCACUGCCCGUGGCGGUAGUGCUCCUGUUCCUGUGGCUCGGCUCGGCGAUGCCACCCACAUCUGGAUCGGCGGUGCUCAUCUCCGACAUGACCAUGAGCGUCAUGGUGGAGCUAUCCUCGCGACAUCCCUUCUGCAAGAUGCACACAGACCGUGGUGAUAUCCAGCGCAUGUUGCUGCAAUCGGAUCCGCGACGCAUACGCCAGGUGCCGCGGGAGUCGGUGAUGGAGCUGGAGGAGGUGUGCCGCCGGCAGGGAUCCUAUGGCCACGAGUUCCGCGGUGGACUGGGCUUCAUCUAUCCGGGCACGAAGUGGUGCGGCCCGGGCACAGCGGCCACCAGCUACGACGACCUGGGCGCGCACGCUCGCGAGGAUCGCUGCUGUCGCGAGCACGACAUGUGUCCCGAUGUGCUGAAUGUGGGCGAGUGCCGGCGGGGAUUGUGCAAUCGCGGCACAUUCACGAGAAGCCACUGCGACUGCGAUGCCCGGUUCAGGCGAUGCUUGCAGGCGGCGAACACGGAGACGGCCAAUACGCUGGGCGCCAUCUUCUACAAUGUGGUGCAGGUGACGUGCUUCCAGGAGCGGAGUCCCUGCUCGGCACACCAGAGGUUCGAGGACUUCUACUACCGCACCGAUCACUGUCCGGCGGAAUUCCGGCAGGCGGAUCUCUAUCUGCCGCCGCACGGUGACAAUCUGAUAGCCAAGAUCCUGGCCCAUCCGCAGGGCCGGGCCCUGGCCGCUCCGGCCUGGACGAUUCCCGCCAAGUCGACGGCGCGCCGUUGGGGCGUCAAAUUGGCCAGCGUUGGCUUGGCGGCGGUGAAUAUCCUGCGGGAGGUGGUGCAGCGACCCCGACUCCUGUGGGACAGCCUGCAGGCGCCGGUCUCCAGGGAGCUGCCACCGUCGCAAAGAUAUCACGAUCCGGGCUACCACUACGAGCGACCCGGACCCGGCUCGUCCUACGGAUAUGGCCAAUACAGUGGUCGCGGUUACGGGGGCUUCGACUCCCCUUGGAGUUAAUUGCGGUACCACGAAUGCCCCCGAAGACUGUUCUGAGCGAUUGGGUGGAGUCCACUGGUCACGCGAAAUAAGUUCCGGAUGGCGGGUGAUUCAAAAGGGAGUUGUAAAUGAUAUACAUACUAGACUAGAGCUAGGCAGGAUUAUAGAUGCAGUAUGGAUACAUUCCGUUCGCCAUCAACUUCAAUUGCCAAAGAAAAGAGCAGCAAGUACACUUUAAGAAUAUAUCGCCCCAAUCAAGUUAGUCGGCGCGAAUUCUUUGUUUCAUCCUGUUUUAUAUUCUGCUAAAGUUUUCAUUCUGACGGGCACUUAUUAUUCUGGAAAAGUUUCAUUGCCAUCGGCUUUGCCAUCUUGGCGUGGGAAGAGAAUGGGAAUUGAUACUUUAAAUGGGUUUUAUUGUGUAAGAUACCCUUUUGUGAGUCACUAAGUAAGGUAAGGUAAAGAGGUAGCUUUUAAGCAGACAAACUUGAGGCCCUUAAGCAGGCUUCACUGUACUCGUAGGCCUUGUAAAAUCGGAAUCGGAUUUUUUUUAUAGAAUUUGAAGAUUACGGAUACUCUGCCAACCGGGUAACUAUUUGCUAGACCACACAUUGAUGGACCCGCCCAACUGCUCCCGCUUAGUAUUAGUAGUCAUAAGUUGCAGUCCCGGCUCCGCUAGGGAGCCGCAAUCCUAGCCACUUAGCUGCAUGUGUGAUUGCCAUUAACGUUCUGCAUGUACCGUGUUCACUAGUUGACCCUUUUGACCAUAGUUGUUCAUUGACCAUAGACAGUUGUGCUGUAGAAAUAAACUCACUGAGAAUCGCA
This is a messenger RNA of Drosophila simulans, 2198 nucleotides long. RefSeq names its product acidic phospholipase A2 PA4. Gene Ontology annotation, biological process: phospholipid metabolic process; arachidonate secretion. Lineage: Eukaryota; Metazoa; Arthropoda; Insecta; Diptera; Drosophilidae. Bases 375 to 1397 code for a protein of 340 amino acids. The record is from RefSeq and is a predicted model, not a curated record. The transcript has 3 exons.